This is a messenger RNA of Periconia digitata, 586 nucleotides long. The record is from the annotation of a GenBank genome assembly. NCBI's taxonomy places the organism in Eukaryota, Fungi, Ascomycota, Dothideomycetes, Pleosporales, Periconiaceae.
UUCCAAAGGCAGCCUAACGCUAUCCACCCUUCUUACGAAGCACCCAGUUCUUUGAUAUCAACAUCAGCCGCUGUGUUGAAGGGGAGCAAAUUCAAUCUCAACUAUCCCCAGUAUCUACAAAAUGCCUUCCAAAGCAUCAACAAAAGCCACGCCGACAGAUGGCUACUCCGUCAUCCGCACGGCCUUCCUCCUCGAAGCGAUCGCCAACCUUACCGCUUUACCCUUGAUCACACAUACAGAGCAAACGCUCUCUUUCCUUCUAGACAACCAGAAAGACGUCAACUCGGCAUUCGUCUUCUUCGUGCGUCUCUUCAGCGUAUGCGUCAUUGGUCCCCUCUCCACGGCGCUUUUUAUCGGCUCGACCAAUACUCGCAGUGGCAUCGGUAGCCGCAAAGCAACUUACUCGAUGAUCGCCGUUAGCGAGAUCCUCGCUAUCCUCGUUUUGGCAGCGGAAGUUGCGCAAGAGGGAGGAAGGGCUCCUGCUAUCAGCGCUCAGACAGCGGGAGCGAGUGCUGCGUUCUUCGGGAGCAUGCUGUUGUGGAGGAUAUAUGUGUUGUUUGUGAAGCCGGACAUGCUUUUGAAAUGA